This is a messenger RNA of Dichomitus squalens LYAD-421 SS1, 1734 nucleotides long. RefSeq names its product alpha/beta-hydrolase. Lineage: Eukaryota; Fungi; Basidiomycota; Agaricomycetes; Polyporales; Polyporaceae. The coding region runs from base 1 to 1734 and encodes 577 amino acids. The transcript has 13 exons. The record is from RefSeq and is a predicted model, not a curated record.
AUGCCUGUCUAUACUUGCUACCUGUUCGUCUUGCUGACAGUCUGUCCCUUGGCUCUGCUCUCAGUCUUGGCCUCUCCGCAUUCUACCGCCUCUAGCUCAGAUCUCGCCGUACCUCCGGGUGCUCCCAUAGUGACGCUCGACAAUGCAACCGUCUUUGGCACCUCGGAUGGCUGGACAAACUCUUUCCUAGGCAUUCCCUUCGCACAACCGCCGUUCGUGUUGCACUCAAUCCGUGUCAACCGUAAGGCUUACCCAUCCUUCCUCAGCGUCGGCGAACUUCGUUUGAGCCUGCCAAAGCCCGUUUUGCCCUACUCUGGAGUUAUCAACGCGUCAUACUGGGGGAACCAGUGCAUCAAUACCUUGUUCCUCGGAGCGCAAACGGUUCCAUCAUAUUAUACCCCUGAAAUGGUCGAUUACUUGGGAAUAUUCACGGUGUCUCCACCCGCCCCUUUUGAUGAAAAUUGUUUGAACCUGAACGUCAUCGCUCCUGCGAACACGGAGCCAGGCGACAAGCUACCCGUCAUAGCGUAUAUCUUUUUCAGUGACUUUGACUUCGGUGGAAGUUACAACGUAGAUGGGAGAAUCAUGGUGAACCGCUCCCACGAACUGAAAGAACCGGUGAUUUGGGUGUCUAUGAAUUAUCGGUUGGGACCUUUCGGCUUCCUCCCGGGAAGAGAGGUAGGAGAAGCAGGCGUGGGCAAUUUGGGACUCCAAGACCAGCGCCAAGCGCUUCGCUGGAUCCAGAAAUAUAUCUCUGCGUUUGGGGGAGAUCCUGAUAAGGUGACGCUGCUUGGGCUGAGUUCAGGUGCGACAUCCGCCACCCUCCAUACAAUUGCAAACGGUGGCGAUAGUGAGAGUCUCUUCCGCGCUCUCUGGGCCGAAUCUGGUGCUAUUCAGCACUCUCCUUGGAUCGAUAGCCCUGCCGCUCAAGCGACCUACGAUGCCUUCGCAGACGCUCUUGGCUGCUCGGGCGCCCCCGACUCCCUCGAUUGUAUGCGUCAAGUGCCAGUCGAAAAUUUCACCACGGUGGCCCAAAGUGGGACAUUUUGGUUACUGACUGCGGACGGGACUUUCAUCCGAGAGCUCCCUCAACUGGCUCUAGCUCGUGGACAGGUAUCUCGCGCCACUGUUGUUACCGGUAUCGCCGAGGAUGAGGGAACACUUCCUACUUUAGCCUUCCCGAACGGCGCGAACGACACACUUUUGCAAGAAUUCGUCAAGGGUUCCUUCCCGAACAUCACAGAUAAGGAUAUGAGUACUUUACUUGGUCUCUAUCCCAAUGAUCCGUCGUUGGGUGCACCGUAUGGUACUGGCCAUCAAUAUGAGCUGGCCCCUCAAUACAAGCGUAUUGCCUCCCUCAGCGGUGACAUCAGUUUCGACUCCAACCACAGGCUCUAUGCCCGCAGCCUCGUACAACAAGGGAUUGACGUGUAUUCCUAUUACUACGAGCGCUUCUUCGUUUCCGGAUUCGGAGUGACGCAUGGCUCAGAACUUCCCAACAUGUACCAGGCGGGAGACAUGGCUGACAUGUUCAUCCAUUUCGUGAAUAGGCUUGAUCCCAACGGGUCGCCCUCUCAGCUCUUUUGGCCAAAGUACACCCUAUGGCAACCAACGAUGCUGACGUUCACCGGGAACAAGUCGCAGGGGAGGGAAGGCACUUUUGGGCACAAGGAUGACACGUAUCGCGCGGCGGAGAUCGACUUCAUCAACUACUUGAAUCUGAACGUAAAUUAG